This is a messenger RNA of Xiphias gladius (swordfish), 2753 nucleotides long. RefSeq names its product membrane-associated ring finger (C3HC4) 5 (gene marchf5). Gene Ontology annotation, molecular function: zinc ion binding. The coding region runs from base 455 to 1300 and encodes 281 amino acids. Lineage: Eukaryota; Metazoa; Chordata; Actinopteri; Istiophoriformes; Xiphiidae. The record is from RefSeq and is a predicted model, not a curated record. The transcript has 6 exons.
CUUUGCGGUGCUGUCCUUGUUUUGAUGACGCAGACGCGCACGGCCGUGCUAUUUUGCGUUACCUCAGAGACGGCCAGUCAAUGGAGUCAAUCGGUCACGCCAAUGCGAUGAUAUUAGUGACAAACAAGGCCGUAGCCGAUGUAAAGAGGAUUUUACUUGAAAUAGUGCAUCGGUCGCAGAUAAAUGCUAGUUAGGCUGUCAUGACCGUGAAGCAAUAGUUUUAUGCUAAAUAACUGGCUCGUUUGCAGCUGACGCGCCGUGUCAACACAAAGGCCUAUGCAGCUAGUUAGCGUUAGUUCCUCAGCUAGCUAGCAAGUGGUUUAACGCCAACCUCAGCUGCAGCAAAUCAACAGGCGUGCCAUUUUAAUGUUUUAUCUGUAACGCAGUUAAUAUCCUCUACCAAGAAGACAGCAUUUGAGCAUUUUUUUUUUUAUUUUUUUGCCUCUUCACGGUAAUGGCGGAAGAGGGUACAGUGGUCAUGCAGCAGAAUUUGGACAGGAGCUGCUGGGUGUGCUUCGCCACAGACGAGGACGACCGCACGGCAGAGUGGGUGCGUCCGUGUCACUGCCGCGGCUCCACCAAGUGGGUUCACCAGGCCUGCCUACAGCGCUGGGUGGACGAAAAACAGCGGGGCAAUAGCACAGCACGCGUGGCCUGCCCACAAUGCAAUGCAGAAUACCUCAUUGUCUUUCCCAAACUGGGUCCCGUGGUCUACGUGCUUGACCUGGCCGACCGGCUCAUCUCCAAGGCUGGACCCUUUGCGGCUGCUGGCAUCAUGGUGGGCUCCAUCUACUGGACUGCUGUCACCUACGGAGCUGUCACUGUCAUGCAGGUGGUUGGCCAUAAGGAGGGCCUGGAUGUUAUGGAGCGGGCCGACCCUCUGUUCCUGCUCAUUGGCCUGCCCACCAUCCCUGUCAUGCUGAUCCUCGGCAAGAUGAUCCGCUGGGAAGACUAUGUCCUGCGGCUGUGGAGGAAGUAUUCUAACAAACUGCAGAUCCUCAACAGCAUUUUCCCAGGGAUUGGCUGCCCAGUUCCUCGCAUCCCCGCAGAGGCCAGCCCGCUGGCAGACCACGUGUCGGCCACACGGAUCCUGUGUGGCGCCCUGGUCUUCCCCACCAUCGCCACCAUCGUGGGGAAGCUCAUGUUCAGCAGCGUCAACUCCAACCUGCAGAGGACCAUCCUGGGGGGCAUUGCCUUCGUGGCCAUCAAGGGAGCGUUUAAGGUGUACUUCAAACAGCAGCAGUACCUGAGGCAAGCCCACCGCAAGAUCCUCAACUUCCCCGAGCAGGAGGAGGCCUGAGGAGGCGGCGCAGUCCGGAGGGAGGACGGCCGGACGGACGAACCCUACACACACACACACACACACACACACACACACACACACACACACACACACACCUCUGCUGAUGAGCUGGGGGGGUGGGGGGUGGGAGGAGAUGAACACGUCAGUCAGACCCUUAGCAGGAAGUGGUGGUGAAACAGACAUGGGAUCAGUGUCGCCCUCAUUUUCCUCCUCCUCCUCACCCCUCUCAACUCCUCUGGAGCUGACAUUCAAUGCAAGGAUCCUCACCACCGCAACUACACAUCAUUUUUAAUCUUCUGACGCUUUCGUUGAGUGAGGACUGAAGAGAACAUGUGGACACAGACCCGGAGCAUGUUUGCAGUUACACACACAAACACACACACACACACACAAACUAACACACACGGCAACUCUUUCCCAAGAGCUCGCGCAGGGUGGAUGUGUUUCACCAAUCACAUAACUAAUGCUUAUUGUAAACUUAACUGUAUUUUAAGGAAAAGAAAAAUGCGGGGCACGUGUAAUUAAGUUUUAUAAUAUUAAUAAAUGAUUGUUUUAUAAUGUUUGUUUUUUGCAGAUUUGAAAAGUCCCCUUUGCCAGUGUUAGGGGGUUUAUAUUGAAUGAGGAAUAAUGUUUAGUGUAUGGAAUGUAUAGAUGAUAAAACAAUAAAAUGUGUUUAUUUCAUGAUGCAGUACAUUAACCACAGCCAGGAGGAAAAUUUGUCGGGAGCGACGAGGUUUAAUCUUAAUGCUACACCUAUCGAAACUUAACACACAAAGUAGAGGGGUGGGUUUCAGACCCCGCAAUUAUUAUUUUUUUUCCUUUCACAUGCCUUGGCAGUGUUCCCAUCGUCUGUAGCUUCAUCUCCAUUUAAAAAAGAAAAACGCUCUUAUGUAGUGUGUUUUUAAAGCUCUGCCGCCCAUCACAGCGCUUCAGGUUUGUGCGAGCUCCCGCAGCCUGUUGCCAUGAGACCGUCUCUGCCAGCCGUGUGGAUGUUUUAAUCCGUUCAGCGCUUUCUGCAGCGACGGGAUGUCGGAAUGGAAAGCGUCGGGAAGACUCGCACAUGACAUUGGAUGCAGCACUCUUCACUGGGGGAUGUGGAACACUUGUGUUUGGACUUUUCCUGUCUGGGCUUUAUUUUAGAUCUUUUUUUUUUUUCUCUUUUCUUCCCCCUCUCCUCCAACAUGUGAUGAUCGGGCUGUUGUGUUGCGUGGGUGUGAAUUGGAGCUCAGGUCAGAGAGUGGUUGGUGCAGACUUAAGUGAAACUUGGACAGUGGCAGUUUAAGAUGAGUCAUGGGAGCUUCUGACACUUUGGCAGGAUUCUUGUGGAAAUUAAAAGGUCAGUUCACCCAAAUGACAAGCCAUAUUUUCCCUCACUCAAUACUGUUAUGUAGCCAUGCAGAUAGUUUGGGUUUUUUAAAUUCCUGGUUCCACCCCGACACUAGUGAUGAAU